CAGGGCUCUUUGCGGCAUUGCUCGCGUGGGCGUCUUCCCUCCCCCGGGGAGCUCGCGGGAGGAAGUAAGGGGCACCUCGCCGCCCUCCGGUGUGACUUCCCGAAGAUGCCUUUGCUGGUCAAUGGGAAGCGGGUCGAGGUCGCCCUGCUCGCCCGAGAGCCGCUUUAUUCCUACCCGGAGCUGGAGGAGAGAGCCACAUUCCUCCGAAGCCAGCCGGCUCAAACAGUGGGACCCCGUGGCCUUUUGUACGUUCAGCAGAGAGAGUUUGCAGCAACCACUCCUAAAGACGGGUCUGUUUCCGUUCUAGGUUCUGACGACGCAACUACCUGCCACUUGGUAGUACUCAGACACACAGGCAGCGGGGCCACAUGUCUGACGCACUGUGAUGGGUCAGAUACAGACAAGGAAGUCUUAUUGAUUGCCAACGCAGUCAGAGUGCUCUCUCCUAACACACAAUAUGGAAGGUUGGAAUUGCAUCUGGUCGGAGGCUUCAGUGAUGAUCGACACUUGUCCCAAAAACUAACCAAUCAGCUUCUUCGAGCGUUUGAUCGCUUGCAGGACAACAUCCAUUUAGUGACAUUCUGUGUGACAGAGCUGAACGACCGGCAGGAAAAGGGCAAUCACUAUCCACACAUUUAUGGAAUGGCAGCAAAUGUUAAGACUGGAGAAAUUUUCCAUGCAACAUUUCCAGACAAAGGACCAGAGGAGGAUUUACGGUCAGCCAGUAUCUUAACAGGAGCUCAGAUGGUUAACAUUUACGACUCCAGAAAGGAGCAACUUUGCAUUGGGCCUUACUUCUGGAUGCCUUUCCCGCAUGCGGAUUUCUGGUUAGAACAGGAUGACCAGUACAUCUUGCAGAAUCUUUCUACAUCACCUCAAGCGGAACCGCCUCAUUUCAUUUCCCACAUCCGAGCAACGCUGUUGUGUUUGAAGGAGCACCCUUUUCCUGACAAGACCCUGUUCCCCAGUAGGAAGCCUUGGAUCUAUAUCAAGAAUGGAGACGGCCUCUGGGAAAGGCUUUCUCCCGAGCAAAUCUAACCUGCAGAGGAGAAACUGAGAAAGCGGGGCUUACUAAAUAAGGAGCCCGCAGUCAGAGACUCAGUUGGACUGCAGAAAUGCAUUGUAAUAGACACAUGUGUCAAAAGAGGCAUAAUAUGGAAAAAAAAGUAUUAAGGCCUCAUUUUCUACUGCAAUGUGCAAUGCCUAAUUAUGCCUAAUUUUCUACUGCACAACUUAAGUGUUUUAAUACUCGUUUGCACAAUAGGCUGCCUAAGGGCAGGCGUCACAAUCUUGUAAUACCUUGGUGGAUGCAACAACGUUCUUGCAGCAACAUUGGAGUGACAGGAUUCAGCUUGUCUUAUAAUAAUGCAACAGUGGAUAUACUUAGCAUAAAAAUAGUCUAUGCAUUGUUCUGUAAGACAGCAGGAAGAAAAAAGGCCACGCCUACAAAGCCAAGGAAUUAAACAAAAUGAAACAUUGGUGCCAUGGGGGAAAAUUUUAUUCACUCUUAUGUGCCUCAGUACAUUUUGCUCAAAGCUUUCUCAGGAGAGGGAUGGAAUAUAAAUAUAUUUUUAAAAUAUUUAUGUCCCAGUACUCAAAGACAUGUUAAAAGAUUAUACACUUACAGGAAAAAUGUUUUCUAUAAAUGUAUUUAUGAAAAAUAUGUACAAAGUUGCAUUGUGACGUCUUAAAAAUAUAGUACAUUUAGCAAAAUAAUGCAAUCAUAUUGGAGGAUGGAAAAAUAUAGGAGUACUAAUAUAUCAUCAUGCAAAUUACAUUAAAUUUACAGUAAUACAUUGCAAACAGAAGAGAUAUCAAAACUAACCUGCACCACUUAAAACACUUUUUCUUUACACAUGUAACCUUUUGAACGUGUAUUUUAGUACUGGGAAAUAAAUCUCAAUGCUCAAUAGAGUGGAAAGCAAUCAGGGAACUACUCCUGACUGGAAACCAGAAGCCCCUGAAAAUAAAUCUUUUUUUUGUGUGUGUGAAAAAACGUUAAGGCACAUCAAUUGAAUAAAAAUUGUUCCCACGGUGCCCCUGUUUGUUUCAAAAGUGAAUGAAAUUUAUUUCCCCAGCAUCCUUGUUUUCUUUCUUCAUUCCUUUCUGUCAUUCUAUAAGAGCAUUAUAUAUGUGUUUAGGAUUGUGUAUAUUGCAUUCCACGCUGCCCGGGCUUUUGCCAUUUCCUGUGUCACCAAAGUGUCUGACCUAAGUGCAAGCAGGAUGAAAUUAAACUGCGCACUAGUAAUGUCAUUAACCAAUAUUCGGAAACGUGCUUAGAGAAGUGAAAUAAAAAUGUUGAAGUGGGGGGGAUAGCCUGUUUCCAAAAUAUCUGCUCUUCAUAGUCCUUAAAUGUUUCAGUGUCUCCCCUGUGUAUACAAGCAGCUCUCCACAGCUUUGGUUGGACUGUGGUUCAGUGCUAGAGCUUUGCUUGCUGAAUGGCCUCUGAAAGCCAGGGUGGUGUAGUGGUUACGAGCAGUGGUCUCUAAUCUGGAGAACAGGGUUUGAUUUCCCCCCCCACGUGAAGCUAGCUGGGUGACCUUGGGUCAGUCACAUUUCUGUCAGAGCUUUCUCAGCCCCACCUACCUUUUUAAACUCCAAAUGUUUAUUGCUAAAAAAUAAAAGACUUAUCUGUAUACUAAAAA
Molecule: messenger RNA, 2645 nt
Organism: Heteronotia binoei (common prickly gecko)
Lineage: Eukaryota; Metazoa; Chordata; Lepidosauria; Squamata; Gekkonidae
Gene: NTAN1
Product: N-terminal asparagine amidase
Exons: 10
Coding region: 106-1038 (310 amino acids)
Biological process (GO): ubiquitin-dependent protein catabolic process
Cellular component (GO): nucleus
Molecular function (GO): protein-N-terminal asparagine amidohydrolase activity
Source: RefSeq, a predicted model, not a curated record